AUGGCGACCACAAAUGGCACAUCUGCCACGACAGUAGAAGAUCCCACAGGCGAGUAUACCUUUCUUGACCAGAUAAUACGACGUCUCGAUAGACACCUCAUAUUUCCUCUACUUGACCACGAAUCUCACAAUGAGGAUCUUUCACCAGAACGCCAGGCCGACCUACGACUUGCGACUUUCAAUCUUCUGAAGAAUACCAAUAUGGUUGACUACGUUAGCCAGUUAUACAAGGACAUCAACGACACAGACUCUGCGCCAGCUGAAUUCGAGAAAAAGAAGCAGGAGGUCAUCACACGCUUGACCACUUACGAGGAUGAGACGGCUCAUCUAUCCAACCUUCUGAGCGACGAAAGCAUAACUUCCCAAUUAAGAAGCGAUAAAGUGGCCAAUUUAAAAUUUCUCGAAGAGUCGCACGGUGUUACACAGCCUAUGGUCGAUGCCUUGUACGACUUUGGCAGAUACAAGUAUGAGUGUGGUUUAUAUCCCGAUGCCGCAGAUAUACUUUACAGAUUCCGUGUCCUGUCUACCGAUAACGACAAAGUCGCAAAAGCCAACUGGGGAAAGUUGGUCUGCGAGAUCCUCAGCGAGGAAUGGGAAACUGCCAUGGAGGAAGUCGACAGAGUCAAGGAACACAUCGAGACACGUCUCUUUAACAAUCCACGAGCACAGCUGACCGCAAGAGAAGCGCUGGUUCACUAUGCUCUCUUCCCUUUCUUCAACCACGAGCCAGCUCGUGACAAGUUGACCGAAAUGUACUUCUCUCAAAACUUCAUCUCCACCAUACAGACAUCUUGCCCUUGGAUACUGAGAUAUCUAGCCGCCGCCGUCAUCACGAACCGAUCUCGACUCAACAACUCCCACAAUUACCAGAGACAGCUGAAAGAUCUUGCAAGAGUUGUCAAGCAAGAAGUUUACGAAUACGAGGAUCCUGUCACGGAGUUUGUCAAGGCCCUCUAUGUUGAUUUUGACUUCGAAGUCGCUCAGAAGAAAUUGUCCGAAGCCCAAGCAGUAAUGCAAAAUGACUUCUUUCUGGGAAGUUCAACCGAUGCCUUCGUCGAGUCUGCAAGACAUCUUAUCUCCGAACUUUACUGUCGCAUCCACCAGAGAAUUGAUAUCAAUGAUCUUUCGACACGACUCGGUCUUAGUGAGUCCGAAGGCGAGAAGUGGAUCGUCAAUCUCAUCCGUGACACAAGAGUGGACGCCAAAAUUGACUACAAGGCUGGAACCGUUGUCAUGAAUCAUCCUUCUCAAAGUGUUUACCAGACUGUGAUAGAGAAGACCAAAGGUGCUUUCUUCCGAACGCAAGUUCUAAGUGCUGCUGUAGCCAAGUGA
Molecule: messenger RNA, 1332 nt
Organism: Lithohypha guttulata
Lineage: Eukaryota; Fungi; Ascomycota; Eurotiomycetes; Chaetothyriales; Trichomeriaceae
Gene: INT6
Product: eukaryotic translation initiation factor 3 subunit E
Exons: 2
Coding region: 1-1332 (443 amino acids)
Biological process (GO): translational initiation
Cellular component (GO): nucleus; eukaryotic translation initiation factor 3 complex; cytoplasm
Molecular function (GO): translation initiation factor activity
Source: RefSeq, a predicted model, not a curated record